Molecule: messenger RNA, 818 nt
Organism: Nicrophorus vespilloides
Lineage: Eukaryota; Metazoa; Arthropoda; Insecta; Coleoptera; Silphidae
Exons: 5
Coding region: 75-818 (247 amino acids)
Biological process (GO): N-acetylneuraminate catabolic process
Molecular function (GO): 4-hydroxy-tetrahydrodipicolinate synthase activity; N-acetylneuraminate lyase activity
Source: RefSeq, a predicted model, not a curated record
CGAAUUUAGGUAAUUGCGGCUCAAUGUUCAAACUAGUAACUUCAUUUUGCAUUAUGAUACUACAGCUAUGAGAUAUGUCUGAUCAGGGGGAAAGCGAAAGUGAGGAAAUUAUUAUUGAAACUGAAUGCCUUCUUGAUGAGGAGCCUCAGUCCAAUACUGUUCUGCUCACAGACCUCAAAACAGAGUUCAAAUCUGAGAAUGAUGAUGACUUUACAUGGGAGGAAGACACUUUCCAGAGCUUUGACCCACCCACUAAGAAACCAAUCAAACAGCGAAAGAGGGCAAAUGGUGCUGGUGGCAAAGUUAAGACAUCAAUUCAAAAGUACAAGAAAGAUUGGGAGAAUAUACCAGAGUUCAAAAAAUGGUUGUCGAUGAGUCUACUUGGAUCUGAAUAUUUCUAUUGCAAGAUCUGCAAAGUGGAUGCCAAAUGCGGUAAGAGUGAAAUCAUGAGGCAUAUGACAUCCAAGAAACACAAGAAAAAUGCACAAGAUUCUGUACCAAAAUUUAAAUGCUUUGAUGGUCUGCUUUGUCCAGUCUUCACUCCAAUUGAUCGAUUAAGAUUUGAGGAAGUCCAUUACACGAAAAUCUCUGAGUACUCUGAUUAUUUAAAAAGAAAUAAUAUUAGAUCUGUUCUAAUAAAUGAUAUUACUGGUGAGGGCAUGUCGUUAACAGUCAGUGAACGUUGUUUGAUAACUGAAGAAUGGGCGAGAGAAACAAAGAAGAAUAAACAAUAUUUGAUGGUGCAAAUUGGUGGUGCUCCAUUGAAAGAAGUCGUUAGAAUGGUAAGUCAUAUUUUCCAAAUAUCUGCUAAAGUAUAG